Messenger RNA from Aethalodelphis obliquidens (Pacific white-sided dolphin), 1745 nucleotides. It is a transcript of the gene SLAMF1, whose product is annotated as signaling lymphocytic activation molecule family member 1. The transcript is spliced from 7 exons. Gene Ontology annotation, biological process: lymphocyte activation. NCBI's taxonomy places the organism in Eukaryota, Metazoa, Chordata, Mammalia, Artiodactyla, Delphinidae. Gene Ontology annotation, cellular component: membrane; cell surface. The coding region runs from base 112 to 1122 and encodes 336 amino acids. Gene Ontology annotation, molecular function: signaling receptor activity. The record is from RefSeq and is a predicted model, not a curated record.
AAACUAGACAGUAGAGGCAGCACUUGCCUGACAAAGAGCUCACUCUGCCGUGGCGUCUGCAAGCAGCUGCCGGGCUCCUCACCGGGCUCCCUUCCCUCUCCUCACUGGCUGAUGGAUCCCAAGGGGCUCCUCUCCUUGAACGUCCUGCUGUUUUUCUCCCUAGCUUUUGAGCUGAGCUGCAGAACAGGUGAGGGCUCAACGAAUUGCCCAGUGAUGAUCCUUGGGCGGCUGGUGCUGCUGCCCCUGACAUCUGACGGGAUAAGUAAGAGCAUGAAUAAGAGUAUUCACAUCCUUGUCACAAUGGCAGGAUCACCCAUGGACACCGUCAAGAAGAAAAUAGUGUCUCUGGAUCUGCGGAAAGGUGACUCUCCACACCAUCUGGAGAAUGGCUAUGAGUUUCAUCCAGAAAACCUGAGCCUGAGGAUCCUGAAAAGCAGGAAGGAGGAUGAGGGCUGGUACUUUAUGAGCCUGGAGGAAAACAUUUCAGUCCAGCAAUUUUGCCUGCAGCUGAAGCUCUAUGAGCAGGUCUCCACUCCGGAAAUUAAGGUGUUGAACUCCAGCCAGGAGAACGGGAACUGUAGCCUGAUGCUGGCCUGCAUGGUGGAGAAGGGGGACCAUGUAGCUUACAACUGGAGUGAGGAGGCGGGCACCCCUCUGCUGAGCCCCACCAAGAACUCCCACCUCCUGUAUCUCACCCUUGGCCCUCAGGAUGCCAACAACAUCUACAUCUGCACCGUGAGCAACCCCAUCAGCAAUGGCUCUCAGACCUUCAUCCCGUGGUCCAGAUGCAGCCUCGGUUCCUCAGAAGCAAGACAAUGGGCACUGUAUGCUGGGCUCUUCUUAGGGGUCAUCGUUGGUGUCAUCAUGAUUCUGCAAGUGGUAAUACUACUGUUGAGAAGAAGAGGUAAAACAGACAAUUACCAGCCAACAAUGGAAGCAAAAAGCCUUACUAUCUAUGCCCAAGUCCAGAAAUCAGGUUCUGUUCAGAAGAAACCUGACUCUCUGCCAGCUCAGGACCCCUGCACCACCAUUUACGUUGCUGCCACAGAGCCUGUGCCAGAGCCCGUCCAGCAAUCAAGCUCCAUCACAGUAUAUGCCAGCGUGACACUUCCAGAGAGCUGACACCACAGAUCCAGUGGAGGGACUUUCUGAAGGAAUACGGAGGAGCCAAAAUAAACACUGAACUUGGUCUCAAGUCCCAAGUUUCUUGUGACAUCUACACAUCUGUACUCUUCUUGGAUCGACUCCCUGGUGAUGUUUCUCCCACAUCUACCCGCGAAAUAGAUAAGGAAGCGAGGUUUCCCAAGCACUUAGCCUGCUAUGUGGGAGGCACAGGCUCAGAACAGAGAGCUGCUUGGAAUAGCUUUCCAUCUCUGUGGUGUAGCAGAUGAAAUGGAUAAUGCCGGUCCAGUGAGGUGUCUCGCUCUUUGCUGCAAUUGGGUAAUAAAAGCCAAAGGCAGAAAGUCAGGACAGGACAUCUAGUACCUAUCUCAGACAGCUGACCACCAGCAACAAAGUCUGGAACAGCAUACCCUUGGGCUGCCUGUCCUUGGUCUGGGAGCUGCUCCCGAUCACCAUGCAGACUUGAUCAAGGCUCUGGGCCUCAGUUUCUCUCUCUGGAUAGACAAUGAGAUUAUUGUCUCAAUGAGAUUAAUAAACACUCUGAGAUUAUGCCAUAAAAGAAGCUAAUAAAGUAUUUUAUUUGUAAAACCUGGAAGCUAAGAGUCAAUAAACUGAAAAUAUGA